Contarinia nasturtii (swede midge) is the source of this 1766-nucleotide messenger RNA. Its product is annotated as palmitoyltransferase ZDHHC6. The record is from RefSeq and is a predicted model, not a curated record. Gene Ontology annotation, cellular component: Golgi apparatus. The coding region runs from base 292 to 1521 and encodes 409 amino acids. Lineage: Eukaryota; Metazoa; Arthropoda; Insecta; Diptera; Cecidomyiidae. The transcript has 9 exons. Gene Ontology annotation, biological process: protein palmitoylation. Gene Ontology annotation, molecular function: palmitoyltransferase activity.
AGUGUGCACAAAGCAACUCACAACAACACAUCGUUUAUACGUGACUGUUUUUUUAUAGUUAUAUUGGUGCAUACAUCGAACAUUUUAAAUUUCACAUCAUUCGGAAGAUAGACAGAAAGACUUUUUAAAAACAAAAAAUAAUUUUUUUGUUCUCUGUAAAGUGCAUAUUUUGUCUACGAUUUUUUUUUUGAAAAGAUUAUUGUGUGUUUAGUUUGAAUUGACACCACGGUGUACGCGUCUUGUAUUUUUAGCAAGCAAUUGAGAGAUAAAAUCGAGAUAAAUUAUGUAAAUAUGAAUAGUUCAUUGAAAAAAUCGCUUAAGCGGUUUUUACAUUUUGGCCCAGCAAUCGCAAUAGGCAUUAUAAAAUGUGUUACCCUUACAACAUUGUACAUAAACUCGAUGUGGUGGCCACCGAAUCGGUCUGUGGGCGGGAUGAUUCAUCAAAUGGUUUUCCUGGUUCUGUCCGCGCUUUCCGCCUUCAAUUACGUUAUGGGAACGAUAUGUGGACCUGGAUUUUUACCUCUUAAAUGGGAGCCCAAAGACAAAAGAGCCAAAAAAAUGUUGCAAUUUUGCGAUAUUUGCAAAGGAUAUAAAGCACCCAGAUCUCAUCAUUGCCGAAAGUGUGAACGAUGUGUAAUGAAGAUGGACCACCACUGCCCAUGGCUGAACACGUGUGUCGGUUGGAACAAUCAUGCAUAUUUUACGUCAUUUCUGGCGUUUUCGGUACUUGGUUGCAUUCAAUCAACCAUCAUUUUAAGUGCUUCUAUUUACCGUGGGAUCCACUAUUCAUGGUACAUUUAUACGAAUCAACUCCAUUUGGCUACUGUACAAUUUGGAAUGGCUAGCCUUAGUUUGUGUAUCUUUAGUUUGGGCCUAUCCGUCGGCGUUGUAAUUGCAGUCGGAAUGUUAUUAUUUUUCCAAGUUCGUGCAAUUAUGCGCAAUCGAACGGGAAUUGAAGAUUGGAUAUUGGAAAAGGCCAACUAUCGAUAUGAAGGUUCUGGCCAAAAAUUCGAGUUUCCCUAUGAUUUGGGCACUUGGGAGAACAUAAAACAAGUUGCCGAUCCUAGUUGUGCUCCGAUUGGUGAUGGCAUUCAUUGGAAAGUUCGCAGCGGUUGUAAUCAAUAUACACUUACGAUCGAGCAAUUGGCACAAAAAGAAGAGAAACGAGCUCGAACGCGAACGUAUUCAAUACAAAGGGCUGCAACGGGCUCAUGGGUUCCGAUAUUUUCGCAAGGUUGUAAGGUUUCCAUGUUUAUACCCUGUACAGAUGAACCGCGAAUCAAGCUAGAGAUUGGUGACAUUGUCAAAGUCACACGAUGGAAAGCACAUUGGCUAUUUGGAGAGAAAGUGCAAGGUGCCAAACAGAAAAAAGAUACAAAUGGUUUGAAUGAAAAGGAAAAAUUAGAAACAAUUAAGAAUGUUCGUAUUCGUGGCUGGUUUCCACGCAAAUGUGCCGUAGAACUUGUUAAUCCAGAUUCAGAUGAUGAACACGAGCAUUUUACAGCGAAGAAAACAAAUUAGAUUUAUAAAACAGUAUGAGAACAAAGAGAAAACACUUAAUCCAUCCGUUAAUUACUUCAGUGAAAUUUAUACAAAUAUAAUGCAGGUCUACUUAAAUCAAAUAGCAUAAAAUGUGACUCGCAUUCGUCAAGUAGAUAAUUUUCCCCGUAAGGAACCACGGUAACAAUUUAAAGAAGAACAAAACCAAAUAUUGGUCAACAAUUAACUUAUGACUUUUAAUAAAUUUUGCCAAAAACACAAAAGAA